AUGCCACUAAAGAUGUAUACACGCGGUCAUCAGCAGAUGAAGAGCUACAGGCACAGCUGCUUGCUGCCGAAGAAAAGCGACGUGAAAGAUUUGAAUCUGUUGAGGAGGAACGUGAAAAUUUACGGCAGUCAAUACGAGAUAAGUAUGGAAUCAAGAAGAAAGAAUUUCUCGAUAUCCCUGAUUCGCAACAGCGCCGUAGAUCCUUAACACCCCGUCAUUCAGUCAGUUCUGUGGCGGUACCGAACAGGCAAAUUGAAGAAAAGCAAGGCCCGC
Messenger RNA from Dicrocoelium dendriticum, 273 nucleotides. NCBI's taxonomy places the organism in Eukaryota, Metazoa, Platyhelminthes, Trematoda, Plagiorchiida, Dicrocoeliidae. The record is from the annotation of a GenBank genome assembly.